AGAGAAAGACAUCAAAAAGGUUAGCAUGAAUAUUGCACACCACCAUGCAGGGACUUUGUUUUGAAAUAUUUAAGGAGGGGGAAAGCUCUGAGAAAGCAGUCCACAAACUACUCUUUCAGAGUCUGCUUCUCUUUGAGGGGGUUCUUUCUCCCCACAGUCCCCAGGUGCUACAUUAUAAAGCAUCUUAAUUAAAAAGAAAAAGCCAAAAUAAACCCAAAGAACAGCUGAGGCCAGAAAAGAAGGUCAUAGUAGAGGAGAGGGUGAGUUUUCCUCUUGUGUCAUCACAGUGUUAAACAUUUGAGAGGAUCACAAUAAUCAGACACACUAACCUGCUGUUGUGAGCUGAUGUGUUGUAAAUAAAAGUGAAAGGAAUCAAUGAAUGCCUACGUUAAAUUCCAUGGCACAUUUAAAAUGAGUAAAAUGGGAACAUUUUCCACAUUAGGAUUAUCCUCUGGGGACCACGAACAGCGAUACGACAAUCUGGCCGCCAGUUGUUCAGAGCUUUUGCUGUAGAACAAACAGUUAGGCAGAUGGUCUCGCCAACUGAAGCACAUUUCAGCUCCAGUGUCAGAUAUUCAAGAUACUCUGACAUAGACCAAAGUGCUGCCCAAAGGGGAAAUAACGAUCAAUAACACUAUGAUGUCUCCACAUUAACUCGCUGGCAUGGAAAACAAAAUCAAAGCAGCCAAAUUUGCUAACAUAUAAAGAUUGAUUUGUCUGCACUGUGCACUUUUCCCUUACAUACACCACAGAUUUUUAGCCCUCCCUCUCUCCUGUCAGCAGUGAGGUGAAGCUUUAAUCCAGCAGCAGCGGCGAGGAGGACACACCGAUCUCUGCUUCAGUACUGAGGUUCGAAAUCUCCACAGCAGCAGGCAGCAUCAGAGCGCUGACACAAGAAAAGAUUUUUAAGUGAGUGAUGAGCAACAGCAGCAGCAUCACGGGAUAAUCUGAGCAAACACCAACAUGUGCUGGCACAGGUCUCCCGCUCAGUUUUACAUCGCAAGCAUCAGACAGCUGCAGUAACUGAGGAUGCACUUCAUUCCUGCCGACUCCAUCUUCUCACAAUGGUAAUUGCAAUCUACAACAUCUCCUCCACCUCAGCCAGGGUGAGCUGGCCGUCCUCCCCCACCUGCAUUGACACCUUCUACAGCGUCAUGUACGACCCCAACUGGAACAGCCUGUUCAUGGGCUACAAGCGCAAAAGCUUCAUGUAUGAGGAUCGUAUCCCUGUCAGUCAGACCAGCACACACCUGGCCAAUCUCCUCCCCCAGACUGCCUACUUCUUGUGUGUGACGUGUCAGGCUGCCAAUCCGGUGCGGGAACAAUGCCAAGUGUUCAGCACUCUGAGCGACAGCAGCGAAGGUCACGACAGAGCCGGCUGGGAGCUGGCCAUGGCCGUCUGGCUCAUCUGCUGCAUCUUGCUCCUCGUCAUCGCCAGCAUCCUGUUGUGGAGCUGUCUUAACACCAUCUGUAUCCUCCCCGGCCGGGCUGCGGCCGGACACCCGGUGGUGACCAACUCAACCUGCCGAGACAUGUCCACAUCUGGAGCCCUCUACACUCCGAGAAGCAGCAGCCAGGACAGCAUCAAACUCUCCAACAUCAUGCAACCGCCCCACCUCUCAGCGCAGCCUACGGGUCACAUAAUUACCCAAGACCACGAGUUGAGGACACUGGCUAAGCUGUCCGGCAGCGAGCCAACAUGAAUCAACUGGAUUAAGGUCAUCACAGCAUUGUUCAGAUUCAAUUGUCACCAAGUAUUUCAUCCACUCACAAAAUCCUAUUUGUGUGUUUUUCCUCAGAGGAAACAUUUCAAACAUAUUACUGCACCUUUUCACCACACACGCACACACACCAUUUCAAAUAAAAAGAUUUAUGCUUUUUAAGACCUAAAAAAAUUACAAUAGCAAAAAUCAAAUAUCAUUAAUAUGGCACUCAUCAUUUUUUUUGGCACUGAGAAAAAUUUCUCUAUGUAGAAAAAAAUCUGUCAUCUAACGCAUCCCUUGCGUGUGUAUAGAACAGGCUCAGACAGAAACACUUUGUACAAAUGCUGUCUGUUUAAUCAAAGCUUCACUAUCCACCAAAACAUUAAAAAUAAAUAAAAUAAUUUUACUCAUAACUCUGUAGAUCAUUCUUUUAUAUUUAUGUCAUUUAUUUAUGUCCAUAAAUAAAUCAAAAAUAUAUUUUUUUAAUUAAUUUUUUAACCUCUCCUACAGUGAAAUUACAAAACCCUCUCAAGCCAUAUUUGUUCUCCCAAAGUAAAAACAACAACUACGUUUGGACAUGUCUGGGAAUGAUUUAGAUUUAUCCAAGUAUUAUUUACAUUAAUUUGAUUGAAUAUCAAAGUAUUCUGCAGUCCAAUGAAAAAAGACAGAAAAGUAAGCGCCAUCCCUGAAAAUCCUUGAUGUGUGAUUUAUAAAGAUGAUAUGAAAAAGUGGAUUUGAAUUCUCUUGGGGGAAAACCCCAAAAAACAUUAGUAGCCGAAGAGUGUUCAGCCUCUAUCAUAGUCAGAUCCGCCCGUCUCUCUUCACGUCUGGUUUCAAGAAGCGAUGGUGAGAACGGUCAGCUUGAUGCUUCAUAACAGGACUUCACCGACCACUGAGUGACACCACAGCGGCCAUGUCCAUCUUUUAUAUACAGUUUCUGGUCUUAUUUUUAGACACAGGAACACACAGACAUCAACAUCAUGAGUGUGAGGACUGAAACAGUCUGACAGCAUCAUAGCUACACUAUCAGGUUAGCGCCCCCAGCGUGUUGGUCCACAUAACUACACGUCAAACAGAAGAACGUGUGAUCGAUUCAUGUGCUGCAUGGAGUUUGGAGGUGGUGUUUUCACAUUUAGUGAAAUUAAAGGCAUUAAUUUCCUCUGAGGGGACGUCUGAGCAUGUGCAUACACACUUCCCAAAGUGAUGCUUUCACCCUUGUAUUCUGUGGAUACAGUUUAACAGCUGAAUAUCUGUUUCAUCCAAUCAGAUGAUGAAAAACUAAAAGAGUCCACCCCUGUAAUAUGAGGAGAUAAAGUGUGGGAGCUCUGCUUUCUUCAGGAGUGACAACAGAAAAGUGU
Oreochromis niloticus (Nile tilapia) is the source of this 3061-nucleotide messenger RNA. It is a transcript of the gene fndc9, whose product is annotated as fibronectin type III domain containing 9. The record is from RefSeq and is a predicted model, not a curated record. Lineage: Eukaryota; Metazoa; Chordata; Actinopteri; Cichliformes; Cichlidae. The coding region runs from base 1065 to 1703 and encodes 212 amino acids. The transcript has 2 exons. Gene Ontology annotation, molecular function: protein binding.